Messenger RNA from Vitrella brassicaformis, 1703 nucleotides. The record is from the annotation of a GenBank genome assembly. NCBI's taxonomy places the organism in Eukaryota, Vitrellaceae.
GUGACAAAGUGUGCGGUUGUGUGCAUACGUACGUCCGGCGUGCUGACACACCCACAAACACAGACAGUACAGUACAGUACAAUACAGAACAGUGCCGCACAUCACACUGUCCCUUAGAAUUGCCUUGCCUGUCUGGCCGCUCGCUCUUCCCCUUGUGUGCGCUGCGCACGCCUACGCUGUCUUUUUCUCGCGCUCAUGGAUGGAUGUGUUCGCGCUUCCGUCUUUCCCUUUCCCCUGUCUGUCCGUCCGUCCGUCUGGCUCACUCCCUCACCUUCUGACGCUUUGCCGACUGACUGACUAGCGAGAGGGUGGAUGGAAGGGUGACUGACUUGUGCAGUGCAGCAGUAAGUGGGGGCGGGCGUGUACGCUAUGCGUGGGUGUAAGUAAGAGGGAGGGAGGGAACCCUUUGGUUGGAUGGAUGGAUGGACCGUGUGUGCGUUGGAACAACUGACUGGCGAAUUGACGGAUUGAUUGACGAGUCGAGCAGAAGCAGAGGUUGCUCACGUAAGCACGCGCAAAAAUCUGUUUAUUCGUCAUCUCACACGCACAUGAUCUCUCCGUCGCCUCGCGCAGCGGCACCGCACCCACUUCAUUUACACACACUGCAGACAAGACACUUCAGGCAGGCCUCUCUCCCCCACCCACCACCCACAGGCACGCAGGCAGACUUACAGACAAACCCUCCCUCUUAUCUAGCAUCAGCAGGCCCGCUCGAGCAUCCAGCCCACGGCACCGCACCUCAGAACACGCCCUGUGUGUCAUCCAUCCCAUGCAUCCACACACACAACCACACACAGUUCAUUCAGCCGUAUCGGUGGUCCGAGAGUCAGCAUAUAUAUGGCUGUGUGUUGUGUGGGGCUGGCUCACCUGUCCGUCCCCAAAUGGCGAGAUGUGGCCAGAGAGGAGCUGCUCGAGGGUGGCCUGGCCUGUCAGGAACUGCUGGAUCAACAUGCCGGCCGUCGCAACCAUCGCCAGACGACCGUUCUUCAACUCGCGAAGCUGCAUCUGAUGGAUGGACCAAACGACGAAGAACCACCCACCGACACAGACCAGACAGACACACAGAGGGGAGAGCGUGUGACGAGAACAGUCCUCUGCCGCCUUGGUGUGGCUGCCAGGUGAGUGAGUAGUGAGUCCCCUGACCUACCUUUUCGAAGGCCUCCGGGUUGCUGGCCAGUCCCAGCUUCUGCUGCAGGUUCAGCGGGUCAAACCCCAGAUCCCCCGGGGCGGCCGAGUCGGCCCUGUUGAGCGCCGCCACCUCGAUGGCGCCGAUCGCCAGAAGCAGCUGAAUGAUAGCCCCCGGCCGCUCGUUGGCCACCUUGACGAGCGCUGGGAUGCCCUUGGUCUCGGAGAAGACGCCACUGGGGUCAGGCAGCUGCACCACCUCCUGAGUGGUGAGGCCCAGGGCGGCGAGCAUGCAGAUGCGGCCGUGCUUGAGCUCCGCAGCACGGUACCAUGACAGGGUCUCUGGUUCGAGGUCGCCCGCUGCCAGCUUCCAAGGGUCAAAGUUGGGAGCUUCAAUGUCGGAUCCCACCAAGCCGCCCGGUGGACCCUCGGCCUGUAGGCGAGAGGGGGACAGGGAUUGCCGGAGGGAUCCCCUGACGCUGCUGCCGCUGGCUGGUGGGGAUGGAACGAAGGCGUGAGCCACGACCGCAAGAAGAGCCAAGAUGACCGCUACUGCCUUCAUCUUCCAGACCGGGGGG